Arctia plantaginis is the source of this 405-nucleotide messenger RNA. NCBI's taxonomy places the organism in Eukaryota, Metazoa, Arthropoda, Insecta, Lepidoptera, Erebidae. The record is from the annotation of a GenBank genome assembly.
AUGAAACGUGGUCCCGGCUGCGGCGGCGGACGUCGCGACAAGUAUGUAGGGCGGGUGACGCGCCGACUAUUGAUAGUGCGCGCCCGCACCGCGCCAUCGGCCGCGGCGCCUCCACAACACCUACCAGUGUUCUGUCUACUUCACAGUUAUAGAAUGCAGUUCAGCGCUCAGUCUGCAAGUGGAGCUAUGCAAAACAUUGUCAUUUAUGGCAUGCCUGCCACGGCCACAUACUAUAAAAGUCGCACGAUUCAAUACACAUAUUUGUCACAUCGAAAAGUUUAUGAAGACCGGAACCCGCUAGGCAGCGCGGCGGCAUGCGGUGUAGAGCGCGGUGCUCCGGCGGCGAGCGAGGCGUGCGGACGAAUGCCGGAGGCUGCAUUCCUCUCCCCCGCUGCCCGCUGGUGA